AUCUUUCUCGCGCGACAAACGCGGCACAGUGGAAACAAUACCCGCACUCGCGCAUAUAUUCCACUCUCGGUCCGACCACGGCGGUCUCUGGGAUCUACGACGAUCUCAUUUUGAUCGUAGGAGACGUCCGACAUGUAUCGGAGCUUGUCGGGCAGCCACCGGGACGGGGGCAACGCCGAUGGGAGCGGCGCCGCCGUGGCCAUGCCGGGAUACUUCAUGGCGUCGUUAUACCCGGUGGAGAUGGGCGGCGGUGGCGGCGGCGGUGAUGCACCCUUGGACCGGGCCCUCAUCGCCUCCAGGAACCACCGCGAGGCUGAGAAGCGAAGGAGGGAGCGGAUCAAGUCCCAUCUUGAUCGUCUUCGGACCAUUCUCGCCUGCGACCCUAAGACAGAUAAAGCAUCCCUCUUGGCGAAGGCAGUGGAACACGUUAGAGAUUUAAAGCAGCGAACAGCCGACAUGACAGAGACCCAGCUCUUCCCCACUGAAAACGAUGAGAUCGUUGUGCUUCCCUCCUCCAGCUCCAAUGGUGAAGGUUCAGUGUUUGAGGCCUCGCUGUGCUGCGAGGACCGGUCUGAUCUUCUUCCUGAGCUUAUAGAGACCCUCCGAUCCCUCCGCCUCAAGACUCUGAGAGCCGAUAUUGCAACGCUUGGUGGGAGGGUGCGCAACGUGCUGGUCCUUGCCAGAGAGAAAGAAGAGUAUGAGGAGGAGAAGGAGGAGGAGGAGGGUUCUGGUGGUGCCUUCCUGAGAGAUGCUCUCAAGGCUUUGGUGGACCGCCCGGUCUCCGAUGACCGGUCCAAGCGGCGGCGUGUCGUGGACCGGGGUUUGGCCUGAGGAGCCUCUUCCUUCCUUGUGGUGGUCUUUGUUUAGGCUUUGUGUUUGGAUAUUUGGAGCUUUUGCUUCUUGAUGGUGGUGUUUUAGGGUUUGUUAUGGGCGUCAAGGUUGGAGACCGCAAGGAAGAAUAUCAUUGUUAUAAGCUAUUAUUAAUUUGCUGUAAUAACAAUGUGGUUCCAAACUGCAGCAGUGUUGUUCAAACGAGGUAUGUAGAUUAAGGUUAGUUUUAGUACUGCAGAGAAUGGGAGAUAAUAUAGUUUAUCAGACAUGGGCAUCCGCAUGGAAUGUCAGUUGUUUUGACGUUCUAUUAUCUUCUUUAUCCCCUUGCUAGCUCUUUCACAAGAAAGGAAGAGGCUUUGAACUGGAUAUCAGAUCAAAAAUGUGCUAAAUAUUUGUGGGUGGAUGAUGGCAAGUUCCAUGUAUUAUUGUUUUGUGCAAAUGAUCCUAUGCAUUUCAAUUC
Molecule: messenger RNA, 1291 nt
Organism: Elaeis guineensis (African oil palm)
Lineage: Eukaryota; Viridiplantae; Streptophyta; Magnoliopsida; Arecales; Arecaceae
Product: transcription factor bHLH106
Biological process (GO): regulation of DNA-templated transcription
Molecular function (GO): DNA-binding transcription factor activity; protein dimerization activity
Source: RefSeq, a predicted model, not a curated record